Molecule: messenger RNA, 342 nt
Organism: Leptosia nina
Lineage: Eukaryota; Metazoa; Arthropoda; Insecta; Lepidoptera; Pieridae
Source: the annotation of a GenBank genome assembly
AUGUUCGAUAAAAUCUCGCGAACGUGCGUGACCGCAUCCUGUCCGCUGUGCCCCUUCGCCCCGCGCGCACCUCCCGUGAGACAUGCGCGGACGCAUCGCGACAACGCUUCCGCCGCGCCCGCGGGUCCUGCUGACCGCAACGACAUGCAACGUUUUCCCUUCACUUUAUCCGUAUUAUGUUACAAUUUUGGUCAUUCAAACGACACAUUGCCCUUGGCACGGACAGAGCCACCCUGGGGUGGUGUUGGUAACGAGCACGCGAGAGACGCCAUCUUAAUGACCCGCGCCCACGCCAAUGUCCGACCGGCGACGACGCCGUUCCAAAUCACUAGCGAAAGUUAG